GUGACCCGCUUUUGGAUGCAGUGAUUAGAUGAAGGAGGGGGCAUCCGCGCUCGCUUUAGGUGUGAAGAAAAGAAACUGGUCGCUCAGUGGAAAGUGAACUGCAGUUUGGAAUGACACUGAAUGCUCCAGAGCGGCAGAGGAAAUGGCUUUCUCUCGGAUUUCAGGAUAUCCGAUGAUCACUGAUACAGUAUACACGGACACAGAGUUUUCUCAGGUCCCUUCUUCACUCUAACAGUCUCUGCAACAGAUAUGAUCCAACGACUAAACCAUUUUGGACCAUGUGGAGUAUGAUGAGAAUGAAUUGCGUUUUGUUUCUGUCUCUUCUUUUGCUUUGUGCGACGGCCAGUAAUGUAUAUGAAAGGUCCCUGGUUCCCAGGGCUGCGACCCGCUCAGUGGCCAGAAUGGAUGGCGAUAUCAUCAUUGGUGCCCUGUUUUCUGUCCACCACCAGCCAUCAGCUGAGAAUGUGGCUGAGAGAACAUGUGGUGAGGUUAGAGAGCAGUAUGGCAUUCAGCGAGUGGAAGCCAUGUUUCACACUCUGGACAGAAUUAAUGCUGACCCAAACCUUCUGCCCAACAUUACUUUGGGCUGCGAGAUCAGGGACUCAUGCUGGCACUCAUCAGUGGCAUUGGAGCAGAGCAUUGAGUUUAUAAGAGACUCCCUUAUUUCACUGCGUGAGGAUGGGGAUGGGUCAAAGUGGUGCCUUGAUGGGACUCCGUCCAGUCAGCCUGUUGCCACUAAGAAGCCCAUUGCAGGUGUGAUUGGACCUGGUUCGAGUUCAGUGGCCAUUCAAGUUCAAAACCUACUGCAGCUGUUCAACAUCCCUCAAAUUGCAUACUCAGCCACCAGCAUUGAUCUGAGUGAUAAAACCUUGUAUAAGUACUUCCUCAGGGUUGUGCCCUCUGACACUCUUCAAGCCCGGGCCCUUUUGGACAUUGUUAAACGAUAUAACUGGACAUACGUUUCAGCUGUUCACACUGAAGGAAACUAUGGUGAGAGCGGGAUGGAGGCCUUUAAGGAGCUGGCAUCUCAGGAGGGUUUGUGUAUUGCCCACUCCGACAAGAUCUACAGCAAUGCUGGUGAAAAACAUUUUGACAGGCUACUGCGAAAGCUGAGAGAACGUCUGCCCAAAGCCAGAGUGGUGGUGUGUUUCUGUGAGGGGAUGACGGUGCGUGGCCUCCUUAUGGCCAUGAGGCGUUUAGGGGUGGCUGGAGAAUUCCUCCUUAUUGGAAGUGAUGGCUGGGCAGACAGAGAUGAGGUGGUGGAGGGCUAUGAGCAGGAAGCUGUAGGUGGCAUCACCAUGAAGCUUCAGACUGAGGAGGUCACAUCCUUUGAUAAUUACUACUUGAAGCUGCGCCUCAAUACGAACACCAGGAACCCGUGGUUCGCUGAGUUCUGGCAACACCGCUUCCAAUGUCGCAUCCCAGGGCAUGCACAGGAGAACAAGAACUACAGGAAGAACUGCUCAGGUUAUGAGAGUCUAGAGGAGAACUAUGUACAAGACAGUAAGAUGGGGUUCGUCAUCAAUGCCAUCUAUGCCAUGGCUCAUGGCCUUCAUGACAUGCAUGAGCACCUGUGUCCUGGCUACGUGGGGCUUUGUGAGGCCAUGGACCCCAUUGAUGGCAGCAAACUGCUGGAGUUUCUGCUCAAGACCUCCUUCAAUGGCGUGUCUGGUGAGGACGUGUGGUUUGAUGAAAACGGGGAUUCACCAGGCAGGUAUGACAUAAUGAAUCUGCAGUAUGUGGAGCCUGGUGUGUAUGACUACAUCAAUGUGGGAUCAUGGCAUGAGGGUAUCCUGAGCAUUGAUGAUUAUAUGAUCCAGAUGAACCGGAGCGAGAUGGUCCGCUCAGUCUGCAGUGAGCCUUGCUCUAAAGGGGAGAUCAAGGUUAUUCGGAAGGGGGAGGUGAGCUGCUGCUGGAUCUGCACUGCCUGUAAAGAUAAUGAAUAUGUCCAGGAUGAGUUCACCUGCAAGGCGUGUGAGCUGGGCUGGUGGCCUGAUAAAGAGCUGCAAGGCUGUGAGCCACUUCCCCUUCAUUAUCUGAAGUGGAGUCAUGCUGAGUCCAUCGUUGCAGUGGUCUUCUCUUGCCUGGGCAUCCUAGUGACCAGUUUUGUCACAUUUGUCUUCAUUCUGUACAGAGACACCCCUGUGGUCAAAUCCUCAAGUCGAGAGCUCUGCUAUAUCAUCCUAGCUGGCAUCUUCCUUGGUUAUAUCUGCCCUUUCACGCUCAUAGCCAAGCCCACGGUGGCCUCCUGCUAUCUACAACGCCUUUUGGUGGGCCUCUCAGCCUCCAUGUGCUAUUCAGCUCUGGUCACUAAGACCAACCGCAUUGCCCGCAUCCUGGCUGGCAGUAAAAAGAAGAUCUGCACACGCAAACCACGCUUCAUGAGCGCCUGGGCUCAAGUGGUCAUCACAUUCAUCCUGAUUAGUUUACAGCUUACGCUGGAGGUCACGCUGAUCAUUCUGGAGCCCCCAUCACCCAUCAAGUCUUAUCCGAGUAUCAGGGAGGUCUAUCUCAUCUGUAACACCAGCAACAUGGGCAUGGUAGCGCCGCUCGGUUACAACGGUCUUCUAAUUCUCAGCUGCACAUACUAUGCUUUCAAAACCCGCAAUGUGCCGGCCAACUUCAACGAGGCCAAGUACAUCGCCUUCACCAUGUACACCACAUGCAUCAUCUGGCUCGCUUUUGUGCCCAUCUACUUUGGUUCCAACUACAAAAUCAUCACAACAUCAUUCUCUGUGAGCCUAAGUGUGACUGUGGCCCUGGGCUGCAUGUUCACCCCAAAGAUGUACAUCAUCAUUGCUAAACCAGAGAGAAAUGUGCGCAGCGCCUUUACCACCUCAGAUGUAGUGCGCAUGCAUGUAGGUGAUGGCAAAAUCGCAUGCAGGAGCAACAGCCUUCUCAACAUGCUAAAACGCAAAAAGAAUGCAUCUGGAAAUGCAAAUUCUAAUGGCAAGUCUGUGUCAUGGUCUGAACCAGGUUCAAGACAGCCUCCGAAAGGAGAACACAUGUGGCACAGACUGUCUGUGCAUGUGAAGAGGCAGGAAGCCGGCUCCAAUCAGACAGCUGUCAUCAAACCUCUAACUAAUACCUACCAUGACACAGGCCUGGAAUUCUCAGACCUGAGCACCAAGACUCUGUACAAUGUAGCCGAGGAGGACGAGGGUGAGCCAGUCAGAUAUAAUCCACCGGCCAGCCCUCAUCUGAUUGCUCACAGGUAUUCACCUGACAGUGAGCCUUUGAAGGAAAUGAGCACAAAGCAGGAAUUUUAUACCCCGGAGCAACACUUGCCACAGCAAACCGUUCUCCCGCAGCAGGUCAUUGCAGACCACUUACAGGACGAUACAAAUAAGCUGAAUUCCAGCAUGACUGAUCUGGACGACAUUAUUAGUUUAACUGAACCAGAAAGUGGAGUAAUGCCACCAUACCGACCCCUUAUUCUGCAGACACAGCAAGUUUCACCCAUGCAGCUGAGUCCUUACUUAAAGAAAGCAGACAUACUGUUAGAGGAGGAGGAGGAAGUAGAGAACGAGCAGUUUGGCCUUCUGCAUGGCUACAUGUACAACAAUGCACAAAUCCAUGAUGAUGAGGAGCUGGUGCAGAUUAAACUAGCAAUGGAGGACUCACUGGCUCUAAUGCCACCCUCUCCUUUCCGGGACUUAGCGGGUUCAGGCAAUCCCAUUCCCAACUCUCCAGUGUCUGAGAACAUCUUAUGCACCCCACCAAAUGUGACGUAUGCGUCUGUCAUCCUCAGAGACUACAAACAAAGCUCCUCUACCCUGUGAAUGAAGGGAAAACUUGACACUUGUAAACGAUCUGUUUUCUUUGAGAAACUGACACAAGCUGCAGAUAAAUAUUCAUUUCAUUAUCAUAAACAUUAUCACUUCAUUAUUUAUUUGCUCAUGUUUAAUUUUAACCAAUUUCCAACGGACUCUCACGAAUAUAUACCAGUGCAGCAGUAAAUAAUACAUUAAGCAUUACUCAUGAAAUGGCAAGAAUGUAGAAUAUGAGAAUGAAAUAAGGAAUGCAACUUUUCUAAGACGAGAUGUUAAACUUUAUUAUAUCAUAUUCUUAAGGCAGCAUACACUUUCUUCACUAUUUUAGUAUAAAUCAUACAUAGUAAUCUAGGUUUAAGUAGAUAUCUAAAUAUUUGAAAUAUAUAAGAUGCCUGUUGAAAUUUAGCAAAAAUGAAUCAUGUUUAACUGCCAGUGUCACAGUCAAUGUGAAGUCAUUUGUCAUGGUAUUUUUAUAGCUGUAUUUUUAAUGUACACUUUGAUGUGGGAGCUGUGCGUUUACAAUAACUGUACAUAUUAAGUUAGAUGUUAUUUAUUAAAUUAUUUUUCACAAAUAAUUGUAGAACAAAUCCAUACAUGGUACUUUAGACCGAAAACUUGACUUAAAUGGUCAUAACCUCACUAUAAAGAGAAUUUCUGCGUAUUUAGAAGCCUGACUAGUUUUUUUCUUGCAAUUCUGUACACUAUCUGUUUUAAUUUUUAAUACAUCAUGUGCUUUACAUAAUACAUGUGCUUUACAUGCAGACACUAUAGUAUACAGUACAUAAAUUAAGCACUUCUGCUCAGCAGAGCCACCGACGGCAUUUUUUCCAGAAUGUAGCUUUGAUCAAAUCUGUAUAGAUGUUCUUAGUAUCUGAUGUGUCAUAGAGUAUUGAAUAUAUAUAUAUACUAUAUAUGUAUAUAUAGUAUGUAUAUUUAUAUAUGUUAUGACCAUUUAAGUCAUACAAGUAAUGAUUAACAUUGUUUUAAAAUGUUACAUAAAUGAAUAGUACUCUCAAGUAUUCGAGUAAAUGUUAGAUAAGUAUUUAAGAUUAUUAUUAUUAUUAUUAGUGUAUAACAGGAUGUUAUUUUCUGAAUCUGUGCAAUAUUAUUCACUCUCAUCCUGCCACCUUUACAGAGUGAAAACAUACACAGUUCACACUUAAAGCCACUGUAAUUGAGAUUUGCAAUCAUGCUAACUCCUGCCAGUGAAAGAGACAACAGUCGUGUCAGACCCCACACCAUCCAUCUACACCUUCCUGCACAGAUGUGAACACACAGUAUAAUGUCUUAUGUGUCUUAUGAUGUAACAUGGUGAUCCAGAAAGUUUUGGCAGUAGUUAGCAAACUUAGUAGUACAGUAGUGCUAAGUUUGACCUUUCCUUGUCUCUGCGAUGGUAGAUUCAUGGGGAUGUGUUUUGUACCUUAAAUAGUAUAUUUCACCUAGAAAAGUGCAACAUUAAAAAUGCUUUAAGGUACAUAAAAGAUUAGUAUUCAGUAGAGCUAAUACUCUUUUUCUGUUCUAUACGCUACACCUAAGUGAAUGACAUACAAGCAGGAAAGCAAAGCAAAUCACCAAUUUCCAAGCUCUUCAAAUCUCUCAGGUUUCUCUAGUACUGAAAAGCAACAAGGAAAUGUGUGCCACUUUCCUGUUGCUUGGCCCUAUUGCUAAUUGAUGUUGUGCACUUUCAUUUUGGCAGCAUUGUUGAAACUGGUCAAUAUGUUUGAAUGUCUUUUCUUUUUGGUCUGGACAGUCAUGCUGGAUAGAGAUUUCCUUUUCAGUGCAUCAAAUUAAGUGGUAGAGUUCGUAUGUAAAAACGGUUCUUGUUUAAAAACCGAUUACCGAUUCUGAUUUAGUGAUAAGAAAAAAGAACAGUGUUAAAAAGGCAUACUGUGCUAUUAAGAUGGAUUUAAGCGUUAGCAUGCUACUGUAAGGUAAUGAUCUGAACUCAGGUCUGUUAUAGGAUUACCUCAAAGUUAGCUCACUAACCCAUAAAUCCAGCUUGGUAGUACAGUAUCUGCCUUCCUAUUACACUGUACAUAUAAAACUUAUAUAUUUCUUCAAAUAGGCAACAUAAGGACUGUAUAUUUGAGAUUUGUUUAGUUGAACCCAUGUAAGACCAUGUUUUAUUAGUUAUAAUACAUUAAAUUCUAUAUGUUUUUGUAAAAAUGUUUUCAGGUUUGCUGUUGUUAUUUGCAAGUUUUCACACAGAAAUCAUCUUAAAAUUUGAAAAUGCCCUUGUUUAUGUGCAGCUACAAUGGAGACACGGUGCAGUAAUAAUAUUUAUGCAUUUUAUUGUAUUAUUUCUAUUUUAUUACAGAGCUACACCUGCAACAGAUUUGUAUAAACACAAGGCGUGUACCUUGCACAUAUUCAAUAUUAGGAUUGUUCCAGUUUAUCUCCAGCAUAAGGGUCUUUAUACCACUAAAGUCAUCAGCAUUACUUGCUAUUAACACCUUUCUAACACAUACAUACACAUCCAAUAUAAAAGUCUGAUUGAUAAAUGAAGCAAGACAGCAAUAAGCAAGUUAAAUAAAUCUGAUCAACCUGAAGCUCUUUUUUUUAAUUCUGUAUGUUUUUUCACUAACAUGUAAUAAAUAAUAGCUCAAUCAAGGUUGUGUUUCUUGACAGAAAGACAAAAGUAAAACUCAUGACUCAUGAGAGUCAUGACACAUGAAAAUAUAUCUCUUCAUAGAUAGGAAAUAUGGCAUAUAGCAGAAGGCAAUCCUGGUCAUAUGUGGGUUUAUUUAUGUUUAUGGUAAUGAUAUUGUGGUACUUGUUUAUGAUGUAAACAAAAAAAUAUCAAUGGCAAUGUGACAAUUUUUGGUUUUGCAGUAUUUAAAGUACUAAGUUCUCCAAUAAUUGGCUUUUCAGUGUCUCAGUUUUUACUGAUUUUUACGAUGCUCACUGUUUUCUGUACACACACGUGUUUACAGUAAUUCCACUCAUUUUCUGCCGAUGAAUGAAACAGAUGCAGCAACAACACAAGAGAAACUGUACUGCAGUGUUGUGUUUGUAUAUGUGCAGUUUAUUUAACUCCACCGGGAAACUGA
Messenger RNA from Hemibagrus wyckioides, 6823 nucleotides. It is a transcript of the gene grm1b, whose product is annotated as glutamate receptor, metabotropic 1b. The transcript has 9 exons. Lineage: Eukaryota; Metazoa; Chordata; Actinopteri; Siluriformes; Bagridae. Gene Ontology annotation, biological process: regulation of synaptic transmission, glutamatergic; G protein-coupled glutamate receptor signaling pathway. Gene Ontology annotation, molecular function: G protein-coupled receptor activity involved in regulation of postsynaptic membrane potential; adenylate cyclase inhibiting G protein-coupled glutamate receptor activity. Bases 279 to 3782 code for a protein of 1167 amino acids. The record is from RefSeq and is a predicted model, not a curated record. Gene Ontology annotation, cellular component: postsynaptic density membrane.